Vicugna pacos (alpaca) is the source of this 409-nucleotide messenger RNA. The record is from RefSeq and is a predicted model, not a curated record. NCBI's taxonomy places the organism in Eukaryota, Metazoa, Chordata, Mammalia, Artiodactyla, Camelidae.
UGGCCUGAUCCCGCUGACCUGGGUGAGGAGGAGCCCAUGCUGGGCCUGGGCGAAGAGGACGAGGAGCCAGGGGCGGGUGAGGGCCUGGGCGAGGAAGACGAGGCUGAGGACGCGGGUACAGCCAAGGGCGCUGGAGGGGACACAAAGGCGGCAGGGGCCCCGGGCCCAGCAGGGCAGCAUGACGGGCGGCGGCGCAUCCAGCGCGAGGGACUGAUGCGCGUGUACGUGGCCCAGCUGGUGGCGCGGGCUGCCUUCGAGGUGGCCUUCCUGGUGGGCCAGUACCUGCUGUAUGGCUUCGAGGUGCGGCCCUUCUUCGCGUGCAGCCGCCAGCCCUGCCCGCACGUGGUCGACUGCUUCGUGUCACGGCCCACCGAGAAGACGGUCUUCCUGCUGGUCAUGUACGUGGUCA